Molecule: messenger RNA, 786 nt
Organism: Cryptotermes secundus
Lineage: Eukaryota; Metazoa; Arthropoda; Insecta; Blattodea; Kalotermitidae
Gene: hoip
Product: NHP2-like protein 1 homolog
Exons: 4
Coding region: 145-528 (127 amino acids)
Biological process (GO): ribosome biogenesis; maturation of SSU-rRNA; mRNA splicing, via spliceosome
Cellular component (GO): precatalytic spliceosome; small-subunit processome; box C/D methylation guide snoRNP complex
Molecular function (GO): RNA binding
Source: RefSeq, a predicted model, not a curated record
AAGAGAAAACACUCGAAGGUUGUGUGCGCGUAAGAUUCAACAGCGUUCAUAAUUAUAACGUAGUUAUUGCUCCUCAGUGAAGCGAUUUCAAUCGCAGAGAGGCUGCAGAAAAUUACCUAUUGCACAUACAAUCAUUACUGCAUUAUGACUGAGGAAGUGAACCCAAAAGCAUAUCCACUGGCUGAUGCCAGUCUUACUACCAAGAUUUUGAAUCUGAUUCAACAGGCUUUGAACUACAAGCAGCUACGGAAAGGCGCAAAUGAAGCUACAAAAACUCUCAACCGCGGUUUGUCAGAGUUCAUCGUGAUGGCUGCAGAUGCAGAACCAUUAGAAAUCUUGCUCCAUUUGCCUCUGCUCUGUGAAGAUAAAAAUGUACCUUACGUAUUUGUACGAUCGAAACAAGCUUUAGGUCGAGCUUGCGGAGUGUCUCGGCAGGUUGUGGCAUGUUCGGUGACUGUAAAUGAGGGUUCACAGCUCAAGCCACAGAUCCAGUCAAUUCAGCAGGAAAUUGAACAGCUCCUGGUGUGAGUGGAGAAGUGUGUUGUAGAGUUCAUCCUACGUCUUGAACUUUCUGUUAUGAAACAUUGUACAUGACUCAGCACAUUGUGUGAAUAUGACCUUCAUUCCAUAUGUUUUCUAAAAGUCAAUGAUACAAUCUGUUCAGUUUUUCAGAACAUUUUCUAAAUAAAAAUAAAAAUAGACGAUUAUUCAUAAAUUUUGUGGUGUGUGAAAUGUUUGUUAAGUCUAAAUGUUUGACGUUAUAAUAAACAUUAUUUUUAUUCUGGG